AUGGAUCCAAUCAAGUAUGUCUUUGAAAGCCCAUUCAUACUAGGAAGAAUAGCAAAGUGGCAAGUCAUACUCUCACAAUAUGACAUUGUUUAUAUGAUAAGGAAAGCGGUAAAAGGGAGUGUCAUAGUAGAUCUCCUAGCAGAAAAUCCAAUCGAUGACUAUGAGGCUUUAGAUUUUGAAUUCCCUGAUGAACAUAUUAAUGCAAUAGAUGAAGAAGUAGAAGGGCAAAAUGAUGUGUGGCAGAUGUAUUUCAAUGGAGCAGUUAACCUUUCUGGAAGUACAAUUAAGGCAGUAUUAAUAUCCCUGGAUGGGAAAUAUUUCCCAGUAGCAGUCAAGCUGAGAUUUGAAUGCACUAAUAAUGUUGCUGAAUAUGAAGCCUGUGUGAAUGGCUUACAAACUGCUAUUGAGAUGAAAGUCAAUAAGUUAGAAGUGUAUGGAAACUCAGCUUUGAUAAUAUAUAAAGUGAAAGGAGAGAGGCAAACUAGAGAUCCUAAGCUAAUCCCAUAUCAGAAAUAUCUUCUUGAAUUGAUUAAGAAGUUUCAAGAAAUCUCAUUCACUCAUUUGGGUCGUGAUAAAAACCAGUACGUGGACGCUUUAACCAUGCUAGUAGUUAUGACUCAAAUGGAGGAAGGGUAA
Molecule: messenger RNA, 636 nt
Organism: Hevea brasiliensis (rubber tree)
Lineage: Eukaryota; Viridiplantae; Streptophyta; Magnoliopsida; Malpighiales; Euphorbiaceae
Exons: 1
Coding region: 1-636 (211 amino acids)
Molecular function (GO): RNA-DNA hybrid ribonuclease activity; nucleic acid binding
Source: RefSeq, a predicted model, not a curated record